Molecule: messenger RNA, 728 nt
Organism: Euleptes europaea (tarantolino)
Lineage: Eukaryota; Metazoa; Chordata; Lepidosauria; Squamata; Sphaerodactylidae
Gene: MDK
Product: midkine
Exons: 4
Coding region: 17-445 (142 amino acids)
Molecular function (GO): growth factor activity
Source: RefSeq, a predicted model, not a curated record
CCUUUUAUUUCACAGAAUGCAGGUCCGUGGACUCUUUCUCCUCUUGGUGCUGAUUCUUCUGGCUGUAUCUUCUGAGGCUGGCAAGAAUAAAAAAGACAAGGUGAAGAAAAAUGGCUCUGAUUGUGAGGAAUGGCGCUGGGGUCCCUGCGUCCCCAACAGCAAAGACUGUGGUGUGGGCUACCGUGAAGGAACCUGUAAUGAGGAGACCAAGAAACUCAAGUGCAAGAUCCCCUGCAACUGGAAGAAGGAAUUUGGAGCUGACUGCAAGUACAAAUUUGAGAGCUGGGGUGGCUGUGAUGCAGCAACAGGUCUGAAGGCCCGUUCGGGUACCCUGAAAAAGGCCCUGUACAAUGCCGAAUGUCAGGAUACUAUUCAAGUGACUAAGCCUUGUUCUCCUAAGGCCAAAUCAAAAUCCAAAGCCAGGAAAGGAAAGGGGAAAGACUAGAACGAUGGACACAACCCCACCAUCUUCAGGGCAUGAUGCCUGAACCCAAUCGGACACACACCACUCAGAGCUGCAGCGUGGUCCCUCCCAGCUCGGCGAUGCUUUGCCAAAUCCCACUGCUCUUCUGCAUGCACAACUUUGUCCUUAACCAAGAUACUAUUUCUAAACACUAGUUUUGUAGAGAGCAAGCCCACCCUGUUCUGAAGGAGGUGCUGUUUGCCUUCCCCUUAACUCCUCCCUUCUCCCCCUUUUAUAUGUACCCCAGUGUUCUUUGCUCUGGUUC